Electrophorus electricus (electric eel) is the source of this 1296-nucleotide messenger RNA. The record is from RefSeq and is a predicted model, not a curated record. NCBI's taxonomy places the organism in Eukaryota, Metazoa, Chordata, Actinopteri, Gymnotiformes, Gymnotidae.
AUGACCUAUGCCCUAGAGUUCCGCACCAUAGCAGAAGGGAGCAGUUGCAAUGAACCUGUUCUCAGAACUCAGUUCUGCUGUGGUCUCUCCAAGGAACAGCAGCUUGAACUAACCUGCCGGGAUGCUGCACCACACAUUCUACAGCAGAGUCCUGAGGUUCCUGAACCCAUGCAGCCAGGCAGAGUACCCUCACCCCAGCAGGAACAGCCCAUCUACACCAUGAAACUCCAGUCAGCUAAAAGGAUUUACAACAUGGAUAAAGGAAAGUGCGUGAUGGACAUGAAACAAAAUUGGAUCACAGGAAACAUUUCUCUUUGUUAUGAACAUCAUCCUAACUCAUGUCAGAAGGUCAUUUAUCCACUGGCUAUGAGAGUCGUGAUUUACUUUAUCAUCAGUGUUGUUAUACUUCUUACAUUAGUUGGAAACCUUCUUGUCAUCAUAGCCAUCAUUCAUUUUAAGCAGCUCCACACUCCAACUAACUACUUCACUCUCUCUCUGGCUGUAACUGAUCUGCUUGUAGGAGGGGUUGUGAUGCCUCCCAGUAUGUUACGCUCUAUAGAGACCUGCUGGUAUUUGGGGACAUUAUUCUGUAAAAUACACAGCAGUCUUGAUGCUAUAUUGUGUACUGCCUCUGUUUUCAAUCUAUCAUUUAUCUCUGUUGAACGCUAUUAUGCAGUGUGUUACCCCCUGCUGUACCACAAAAUAAUCACUCCGCUUACUACACUGUUGAUGAUCGUUGUUUGCUGGAGCUAUUCGGUUUCAGUGGGAAUUAUUGUCAUCUACCUCAGUGCUGUAGGUAUUGAACAUUAUGGUGAUGUUAUAUGUGAGGGGGGCUGUACAUUAGUUAUAGGGCCCGUGACAGCUUUGAUAGUGUCUUUGUUCUCUUUUUACAUCCCCUCUGUUAUCAUGAUGAGCAUAUAUAUGAAAAUAUAUGUUGUUGCACAGAGACAGUCACGUUUAGUCCACAACACUCUCUGUCAACUAAACACAUCCAGAGGGCAGCCCACUGUUAGUAAGGCAGAGAGAAAAGCCACUAAAACACUGGCUGUUGUUAUGGGAGUGUUUCUAUCAUUCUGGACACCAUUUUCUCUCUACAGUACAACUGUGGCUUUUUCUUGUUUUAGUGCUCCACCACAGCUGUAUGAAGUGUUUGGUUGGAUUGGUUAUUCAAAUUCACUAUGUAAUCCUAUUGUGUAUGCUUUCUUCUAUAGCUGGUUUAGAAAGGCUCUCAAAGUUAUUUUAUCAGGGAAAAUAUUCAAGAAACGUUCCUCAAGACUAAAGCUAUGUCCUGAGUAG